AUGGUCGAGUUUGCCAUUAACAACUCGGUGCAUGCGUCCACGACACAUACACCGUUUUACGUGAAUGGCUUGCGCCAUCCGCGUGUACCCACCUUACUAGAGUACGUCAUUGCGUUUGAUGCCGAUAUCGAUAACAUCGAUGUCGAAGAAGUUGAUUCCAGUGAGAGUGCGGAAGCCCUCACUGAAGACGAUGAUGCCAGUGAGAGUGCGGAAGCCCUUACUGAAGAAGAUGAUCCCAGUGAGAGUGCGGAAGCCCUCACUGAAGAAAAGGUUGAUGUUGCUGCAGUGCGCUCACAGCACACUGAAGCUAACGAGUCAUCAGAUGAGUUCAUACUGGCUCGUGAAACGGUAGUCCGUUUUGUGCAAGACUCCAUCGCCGAAGCGGUGACUUAG
Messenger RNA from Peronospora matthiolae, 393 nucleotides. The record is from the annotation of a GenBank genome assembly. NCBI's taxonomy places the organism in Eukaryota, Oomycota, Peronosporomycetes, Peronosporales, Peronosporaceae.